Messenger RNA from Xylaria bambusicola, 1923 nucleotides. Its product is annotated as ANTH-domain-containing protein. Lineage: Eukaryota; Fungi; Ascomycota; Sordariomycetes; Xylariales; Xylariaceae. Gene Ontology annotation, cellular component: clathrin-coated pit; clathrin-coated vesicle. Gene Ontology annotation, molecular function: 1-phosphatidylinositol binding; SNARE binding; clathrin heavy chain binding. Bases 1 to 1923 code for a protein of 640 amino acids. Gene Ontology annotation, biological process: clathrin-dependent endocytosis; vesicle budding from membrane; clathrin coat assembly. The record is from RefSeq and is a predicted model, not a curated record. The transcript has 5 exons.
AUGUCGAGCUCUUUCGAGAAGUCCGUCAAGGGCGCAACUAAGAUCAAAGUGAGUCGGAAACCCGGAACCGCUGCCCCCCCGAAGACGAAGUACAUCGAGCAUAUCCUGGUAGCUACGCACGCCGGUGAGGCUGGUGUUGGGGAGGUUUUUCGCGCCCUGCAAAACCGACUUCGCGACUCGACAUGGACCGUCGUCUUCAAAAGUUUAAUAACAGUACAUUUAAUGUUUCGAGAGGGCUCGCCUGACGCGACAUUAUCGUACCUCGCUAGAAACCGCAAUCAAUUAGCGAUUAGCUCCUUUACAGAUGCCCAGAUACAAGGCCGAAAUAUUCGACACUAUGCCUCCUACUUGGCGGAGCGGGUGCGCGCUUACAAGGAUACCAAGAUAGACUGGGUGCGUGCGAAGGAGACACGACUAGAGAGCCUGUCAGUCGAAAAGGGCCUGUUGCGAGAGACCGAAGUAGUCCAGCGCCAACUAACUGCUUUGUUGAAAUGUGACGUCUUGGACGAGCCUGAGAACGAGAUUACCAUCACCGUUUUCAGACUUCUGGUUCUUGAUCUUCUAAGUCUAUUUCAGGUUUUAAAUCAAGGAAUGAUCAACAUACUAGGGCACUUUUUCGAAAUGUCGAAGGUGGAUGCGGAACGUGCUAUGGACAUUUACCGUCAGUUUACUAAAACUACUGAUGCUGUUGUCCAAUAUCUAACAGUGGCUCGGCAAUGGGAGCCUCAUACAAGGGUAGAAGUCCCUAAGCUGAAACACGCUCCAGUCAACUUACGUCGCCAGCUCGAAGACUACCUUAACGAUCCUGAUUUUGAGAUAAACAGGAGACAAUAUAUAGCAGAACAACAGGCCAAAAAGAAGGGUGGAUUUUCCAAAGGUGAAAAGAGUACCUCAGAAACACAGUCAGAGGCUACUAAGCCGUUCCCUACAGCAAAUGUGUCGUCUGCAUUUGCUCCCAAGGCACCCCAGGCCACUAAGGGGCCUGACCCAGAUCUCAUUGAUUUCUUCGAUUCAAUAGAGCAAAAUCAGACCACCAUGAGCACACAACCCAACGCCCAACCAAGUCAGUCAAUACAGAUGCCACUAGCGAAUACUGGCAACACCUGGCCGUCCGGAAUCCAGCAACCAACGCAGCUGCAAAGCAAUGGCUUCGUGCCUCAGGCAACGGGGUAUCCGAACAAUAGCCCAUUUCAACAGCCAAGCACCACUGGGUUUUCACUGCCACAACAAAUGCCUGCUCAGAUCCAGCCUAACUUCACUGGCGCCGGCUUCGGUGGCUAUACACCCCAGCCAGCCUUCAAUCCCAAUAGCUUAGGCUCAAUACCACAGGAUUCUGUUGCAAAUUUCUCUACGGGUACUCUCUCACCCCCCAUGCAGACCGGCCAGCAGACGACGAAUCCAUUCAGGGCGUCAAUGAUGAUGGGUAACCCAACCGGUAUGCCUGCUAAUGGCGCCACUCAAAAUACCUUUUCCACACCAACGGGUCCUCCGACUCAGCCUCAGCCCCCUAGCGCUUUAACCCGACAGCCCACAAACCCUUUUGCCAGAUCGUCACCACAGGGCAUGACACCUUUUGCCAAUCCAUCAUCAACUUCGCCCUUUCAGUCUCCACCACCUCUGCAGCCCCCGGUCUCGCUGCAACCCGCUGCCACUGGGACCAACCCGUUCGCAAGGAAUUACUCUCCUGCUGGGAACCAACCUCAGCAGCAGCAGCAGCAGCAGCGACCUCAAACAAGUGGGGGGAUCGCGCCACAAGCUACGGGGGCCACGAACCCGUUUCGACAGGGCGCUUUCGUUAAUCAUCAAACUGGGAUGGGCUGGCAACACAACCAAAUGCCUAUCGGUGGCGGUCUAGAUCAACUUCCAACGCAACCUAUCUUUCCCAGACCGGCACAGCAGACACCAUGGGAGCAGCAACAUUAA